This is a messenger RNA of Mus pahari (shrew mouse), 1236 nucleotides long. RefSeq names its product CD68 molecule (gene Cd68). Gene Ontology annotation, cellular component: membrane. The transcript has 6 exons. The record is from RefSeq and is a predicted model, not a curated record. Lineage: Eukaryota; Metazoa; Chordata; Mammalia; Rodentia; Muridae. Bases 90 to 1079 code for a protein of 329 amino acids.
UUAGUUAAGGGAAGUGAGGCUUUUCAUUUCCUCUUCCAAGAGAAGGCAGAGGGGAUUGAGGAAGCCUAGCUGGACUGAACAGCUCUGCCAUGCAGCUCCCUGUGUGUCUGAUCUUGCUAGGAUCCCUUCUAGCCCAAGGAACAGGGGAAGACUGUCCUCACAAAAAGGCCGUUACUCUCCUGCCAUCCUUCACGGUGACAUCUACAACCACAGAAAGCACAGCCAGCCCUACGACCAGCCACAGGCCUACCACCACCAGUCAUGGGAAUGUCACCGUUCAUACCAGCUCCGGACCCACAACUGUCACUCAUAACCCUGCCACCACCACCACCAGUCAUGGGAAUGCUACAACUUCUCAUGCCACAGUUUCUCCCAUCACAAAUGCCACAGCUACUAGUCCAGGAUCCUCCACUGUUGACCCUCACCCUGGACCACUUCCACCCUCGCCAAGUCCUAGCCCAAGCUCCAAGGGGGCUCUGGGGAACUACACAUGGGCCAACGGCUCCCAGCCUUGUGUUCAGCUCCAAGCCCAAAUUCAAAUCCGAAUCCUGUACCGAACCCAGGGUGGAAGAAAGGUUUGGGGCAUAUCUGUUUUGAAUCCCAACAAAACCAAGGUCCAGGGGGGCUGUGACGGUGCCCAUCCCCACCUGCCUCUCUCAUUUCCUUACGGACAGCUUACCUUUGGAUUCAAACAGGACCUACAUCAGAGCCCGAGUACAGUCUACCUCGACUACAUGGCGGUAGAAUACAAUGUGUCCUUCCCACAGGCAGCACAGUGGACAUUCACGGCGCAGAAUUCAUCUCUUCGAGAGCUCCAAGCUCCCCUGGGCCAAAGCUUCUGCUGUGGAAAUGCAAGCAUAGUUCUUUCUCCAACUGUUCACCUUGACUUGCUCUCUCUAAGGCUCCAGGCUGCUCAGCUGCCGGACAAGGGACACUUCGGGCCAUGUUUCUCUUGCACCAGGGACCAGUCCCUCUUGCUGCCUCUCAUCAUUGGCCUGGUCCUCCUUGGCCUCCUCACACUGGUCCUCCUCGCCUUCUGCAUCACCCGGAGACGACAAUCAAGCUACCAGCCCCUCUGAGCAUUUGCCGAAGCCCACUGUGUAAGCCACCAAGGAGCGCCUCAUCUCUUCGCCAUGCAGCUGUCUCAACAGUUACCUGCCUCCACUGUCUCUAAGAACACAGUUAAGAGAUUUUAUAAUAGGGGUGGGGAGUUAAUAAACACGAAUGGUACCUACU